UUUGUUCAUUUACUUUUUUAAUUCACAGAAUCAUAGAAAAUUAAUGCCAUUGGAUGCUGGAUCAAAAAGCCGGAGAAAGCAACGACUGCAGACAAAAUUUGGUAAUUUGAUCGCCCGGAGGUUUAAAAAGACGAUACUACACUUCGUCUUGACAUGGUGUAUACACCGAAGCUACAAGAUGACAAGCUGUUGUCACUGAUGAUCAUAUUUUCUCAUUCUAAACCGUAAGUCCGACUUGUCAGGCGGAAAUCUUAACUUUCGGCGGUUUCGGAAAUGGUUUUAAAUUUAGAAGAUCAUAUGUUGACUGCGCUCAUUCCCUCGAGAACAGAUGUUGGUCCGAUAACCAAAACCGAUGAGCUCUCACAUGAAUUAUUAUACUUUAGACUCGCCGACAAUCCCAAUGGCGGCCAGUUCGACAUCGGCUUCGACUUCGACGGGCAGUUGUGCGAGCGGCGGUGUCAAAGGAUCGGCUAUCAAAGCGCUCGCCUUGGAGUACAAGAACUUGCAGGAGGAACCUCUCGAAGGCUUCCAGGUUAAACUAGCAAAAGAAGACAGUUUGUUCGAAUGGGAGGUUGCAAUAUUUGGACCCCCGGAAACUCUAUAUCAGGGCGGAUAUUUUAAAGCGAGGAUGAAGUUCCCUCAGGACUACCCCUAUUCACCCCCAAGCAUCAAAUUUCUCACCAAAGUGUGGCAUCCGAACGUAUACGAGAGCGGUGAUCUGUGCAUAUCAAUUCUGCACCCUCCGGUUGACGACCCGCAGUCCGGAGAGCUGCCAUGCGAGAGGUGGAAUCCGACGCAGACGGUCAGGACGAUCCUGCUGUCCGUCGUCUCGCUGCUCAACGAACCCAACACAUUCUCACCGGCCAACGUGGACGCCUCGGUCAUGUACCGCAGAUGGAGGGAUUCCAAGGGCCAGGACAAGGAGUACGAAGAAAUAAUCAAAAGACAGGUCAUGUCGUCCAGAGAGGAAGCCGAUAAAGACGGAGUCGUGGUCCCGAUGACUCUCGAAGAUUACACACGGGCAAGCCGGUUGAAAAAGGAAAUGACGCCGAUAGACCUGGCAGAUUUCUACGAGGACAUGGCCCAGGACGAAGAGGACAACUCGGAACAGGAGGACUCCGCAUCCGACUCGGCCAGGAACCAAGGGAGCGAGAACAGCGGUAGCGUCAUCGAAGAAUGAACCCUCAGUACAAAUUACAGGGCUGGAUUUAAGAUUUUUAACUCCGUUCUUUUAUUGAAUCCCAAUGUAAAAAAUGAACCUGUUGAGGACGUUAUGUAUAAUUCAUGCACAUAUCAAUACAAUUUAGACGUGAUUA
Cimex lectularius (bed bug) is the source of this 1316-nucleotide messenger RNA. Its product is annotated as ubiquitin-conjugating enzyme E2 R2-like. NCBI's taxonomy places the organism in Eukaryota, Metazoa, Arthropoda, Insecta, Hemiptera, Cimicidae. Gene Ontology annotation, biological process: protein polyubiquitination; ubiquitin-dependent protein catabolic process. The transcript is spliced from 4 exons. Gene Ontology annotation, molecular function: ubiquitin conjugating enzyme activity. Bases 353 to 1180 code for a protein of 275 amino acids. The record is from RefSeq and is a predicted model, not a curated record.